This is a messenger RNA of Choloepus didactylus (southern two-toed sloth), 5508 nucleotides long. RefSeq names its product La ribonucleoprotein 1B (gene LARP1B). Gene Ontology annotation, molecular function: RNA cap binding. The transcript is spliced from 19 exons. Bases 411 to 3770 code for a protein of 1119 amino acids. Gene Ontology annotation, cellular component: cytoplasmic stress granule; cytosol. Lineage: Eukaryota; Metazoa; Chordata; Mammalia; Pilosa; Megalonychidae. The record is from RefSeq and is a predicted model, not a curated record. Gene Ontology annotation, biological process: mRNA stabilization; positive regulation of translation.
CACGCCUCCGCGAGCAGUUACCGGCUCCGGCGGCGCGCGCUUCUCUCGCUCCGCUAGAGGUCCUCCUUCGGACCCCGCUCGCAGCGCCUCUGUCGCUAGCCCGCGCCAGGUGAGGGCUCGCGGCUCCCCGCUGCGGUGCCCUGCGCGUGUUGGCGGGCUUCGGCUGGCGCCGCCGAGGCGGGCUGGGCCGGCGGUCGGUUAGCGCUCCGUUCGGCGCGGGGAGGGGUGGCACGCCGGGCGCUGCCCGGGCUCGGCCGACGCGGGGGAGGGUGGCGGCGGCGGCGGCGGCGACUGCGGCCGGGCUCUCGGGUUCUCUGCCCCAGGCCGGAGCCGGUCGGUAUCCCGGCGGAGAGACGGGCAGCCGGGCUCCCCGGCCGCCUCCCGGGUGGGGCGGCUGGGAAAAAGGGACGAUGUCUGCUCGCGCGCCGGUGCCCACCGCGCACCCUCGGCAGGAGCCGCCUGUGAGGGCUGCUGAGACGGAAUCGCUGUUGGCCACUGCAAGCCGGCAGGCCGAGCAACCACCCCCGCCCGACCGGGAGGGCAAGGAGGCGGCGAGGGAGGAACGGGCCGCAGUCGCCACCAGCGCGGGGGCGCGGGGAGAGCCGUCGCCGGCUCCGGUGUUGGGACACAGCGUGCCCCAGGCGGCGGUGCCCGUGAGGCCCCUGGCACUGCACUUGGCGCACAAGGCACGCGGGCCCGGGGGCCCCUUCAGCGGGGAGCCACCGCUGCCACCGCCACCGCGGGACCCGCCGGCCCAGAACGCCCUAGAGGAGGCGGCGGCGACCCCUGAGAAGAAGUUGCAGCCCCUCCCGUCGCCGCUGCCGCCGCCGCCAAAGGAGAAUCCCUGGACCAAAAAGCCUCCCCAGCAGCACCUGUCCCCUGUGGGGAUGGGGCUGUUGCCGCCACCCCCACUGGAAACCCUGGCGGCAGAGCUUAGUUCUCCCAAGAUUAUAAAAGCAGGAAAAGUGAGGACAAAGAAAUCCAACAAGGCUAGUGAUUUCAGCGAUAUGGCAAAUUGGCCAACACCAAGUGAAUUAGCAAACACUGGAUGUCAAAGUAUGAUCAGCCAAGGAAAUAAGAAGCCACAGUGUAGAAAAGAAAAAGAAGAGAAGGUUGAAAAGAAAACCAACAACAGUGAGAGCAAAGAAAAUCGCGAAACAAAAUUAGAUGGUCCUGGUGAAAAUGUCAGUGAAGAUGAAGCUCAGUCAAGUAGUCAACGGAAGAGAGCUAAUAAGCACAAAUGGAUACCACUCCACUUAGAUGAUGUAAGACCAGAUAGCCAAGAGAGACCAGGAUCCCGGAACAGCUCAAGAUGUCAACUUGAAACAAAUAAAUUGGCACAUAACAAUAGGCGAAAUGACCCAAGAAGUUGGAGGCGAGACAGAGAAAAGAGAGAUGAUCAAGAUGAAGUUUCCAGUGUGAGAAGUGAGGGUGGUAAUAUCAGAGGUUCCUUUAGAGGCCGAGGAAGAGGCCGAGGACGGGGAAGAGGACGAGGCAGAGGAAAUCCUCGAUUGAACUUUGAUUAUUCAUAUGGUUAUCGAGAACAUGAUGAAAGGACUGACCAACCAUUUCAAGCAGAACUUAAUACCAGUAUGAUGUAUUACUAUGAUGAUGGUACAGGUGUACAGGUGUAUCCAGUGGAAGAAGCAUUGCUUAAAGAAUAUAUUAAGCGCCAAAUUGAAUAUUACUUCAGUAUAGAAAAUUUGGAACGAGACUUCUUUCUUAGGAGAAAGAUGGAUGAAGAAGGUUUCUUACCUAUUUCCCUCAUUGCUGGUUUCCACCGUGUCCAGGCUCUCACUACAAACCUUAGUCUCAUUUUAGAGGCACUGAAAGAUAGCACAGAAGUGGAAAUUGUGGGUGAGAAGAUGAGAAAAAAGAUAGAGCCAGAAAAAUGGCCAAUUCCUGGACCUCCUCCACGUAGUGUGCCUCAAACAGACUUCUCUCAACUGAUUGAUUGCCCGGAGUUCGUACCGGGCCAAGCCUUUGGCUCACAUACAGAGUCUGCCCCAAACUCUCCAAGAAUUGGAAGUCCACUUAGUCCAAAGAAAAAUGCUGUAAUGAGUAAUCUUCGAGCAAUGUCUAGAGGUUUGUCUACCAGUUUGCCUGACUUGGACUCUGAGCCUUGGAUAGAAGUUAAAAAGAGACAUCGUCCAUCUCCAACGAAAUUAAAGGAAUCAGUGCUGAUACCUGAUGAGGCAUCAAAUCGGUUACAUUCUCCAGAAGAACAGGAACAAGAAGAACUUGAUUUUUUAUUUGAUGAAGAGAUGGAACAAAUAGAAGGUCGAAAAAACACAUUUACUGAUUGGUCUGAUAAUGAUUCAGAUUAUGAAAUUGAUGAUCAGGAUUUAAACAAGAUUUUGAUUGUAACUCAGACACCACCUUACAUGAGAAAACAUCCUGGAGGAGAUCGUACAGGCAACCACAUGUCUCGAGCAAAAAUUACAUCUGAACUUGCUAAAGUUAUCAAUGAUGGCCUAUAUUAUUAUGAACAGGAUUUAUGGAUGGAAGAGGAUGAAAACACAUACACAGCCAUAAAGCAAGAAGUUGAGAACUUUAAGAAGCUAAAUCUCAUUAGUAAAGAGCAAUUUGAAAACCUAACACCUGAACUUCCUUUUGAGCCAAACCAAGAAGUUCCUGUAGCACCUUCACUGUCCCAGCAAGAAUUGACUGAUGAAGUAGCUCAGAAGCUGUUCGAUGUUUCAGAAAUAUCUUCAGCAACAAUGGCACGUUCGUUGCCCACGGCAGUUCCAGAAUCUCCUAGAAUUCAUCCUGCAAAGACACCCAAAACACCUCGAACCCCCAGGUUACGAGAUCCUAACAAAACACCAAGGUUUUAUCCUGUUGUUAAAGAACCAAAAGCCAUUGAUGUAAAGAGUCCAAGAAAGAGAAAAACUCGACAUAGUACAAAUCCCCCUCUAGAGUGUCAUGUUGGUUGGGUAAUGGAUUCCAGAGAUCACGGGCCAAGAACAUCCUCUGUCAGCAGUUCAAAUGUCUCGCCUUCAGAAGGUGCACCGCUAGUAGGAAGUUAUGGAUGUACUCCUCAUUCAUUCCCAAAGUUCCAGCAUCCUUCUCAUGAACUUUUAAAGGAAAAUGGCUUUACUCAACAAGUUUACCACAAGUAUCGUCGACGAUGCCUGAGUGAGAGAAAACGCUUGGGAAUUGGCCAGUCCCAAGAAAUGAAUACCCUCUUUCGUUUCUGGUCCUUUUUCCUCAGAGAUCACUUCAAUAAAAAAAUGUAUGAGGAAUUUAGACAACUUGCUUGGGAAGAUGCAAAAGAAAAUUACAGGUAUGGGUUAGAAUGUCUGUUCAGGUUUUAUAGUUAUGGACUGGAAAAAAAAUUCAGGCAAGAAAUUUUUAAGGAUUUCCAAGAAGAAACCAAAAAGGACUAUGAAUCUGGUCAGCUCUAUGGACUAGAAAAGUUUUGGGCUUAUCUAAAAUAUUCUCAAUCUAAGAUGCAGUCUGUUGAUCCAAAACUUCAGGAAUACCUCUGUAGUUUUAAGAGGUUAGAAGACUUCCAUGUUGAUCCCCCUAUUAGUGAAGAAUUUGGAAGAAAAAGACAUUCAUCUACUUCUGGUGAGGAGAGUAGUCAUCAUAGACUUCCAUCUAAUUCCUCUACAAAGCCACCAAAUGCUGCUAAGCCUACAUCUGCCAGUCAGCUUCAGGUCCCAAUAAACUCUCCCAGAAGGAAUACUUCACAGGAGUCCAGUGACAAUUUGCACCAGAACAGUGCUGCCUCAGUUUCAACAAAUGGUGAAUUGCCUGAGAAAUAGACUCUUAUGAAAGUUGUUUGCCCUUGAAACCAACAUUUACAUCAGUAUUUAUUUGGGAAAAAUCUGAUGCUUAAUUGUGAGAAUCAGAAAAAGAAAAAGGAAGAAAAGUGGGUAGCAUUUUUUCUAGCAAGAUAAAUCCUAAAAGCGUUUUCCCUGAUUGCGCGAACGAGGGUAGUUUGGGGGACCUUUUAUAGAUACCUUCUAGUUACGUAUUUUAGUCUCAGUAUUUCUUUUCCAAAGCCAUUGUUUACAUGAACAGCAUUCCUAAUUAUAAACAAAACAACAGCCCAGGGAAUGCCUGACAUUUCAGCUCAUACUUCUUAAAGAAGAUAUAGUAUGUUGUAUUCAUCUCUUCUAUACAGCUUUCUUAAAGAAUCCAAUUACUCCACUGUCAACUCAUAUUUGAACUUAUAAAAAACAAAGAAAGAUUACGUAUAUAUUUUUUAAAUUCAGGAAAAAUAUUAAAUGAUACGUUUACUUUUCUUAUAGAUGUAUAGUUUAAAAGGAACUUUUUUUUUUUUUUUUUACACAAAAGUAAAAAUAUAUAACAAGAUUGAAGUUACACUGAAGUAUAUGCACUUUGGAUGCUGGGUUCUGCUCCCCACCCCCGCCCAUGCCUCUUUCCCCAGACAUACCUCAUGAUUUCCAUAGUUAUUGUUGUAUUGGUGUGGAGUUUUCUGAAUCAGCAUCAGCUGGUUACAUAUUAGGAGAGAUUUACUUUUGUGAUAUUCUUUAUAAACUUGCACAAGUAAUUGAAAACUAGAUAGAGAUUGGUUGGAAUAUCGACCUAAAUUAAUUAAAUCUUGCACUGUUUUGAAUGUAUCUGCUGUUUAUACAUCUGCAGGUGGGUAUAUCAUAAGCAGUCAGAUUAUCCUCAAUUUAAAAAGAGUACUUGGUUUUCCUUUCUGUUUCUUUAAAUUUUGUUUUACACUCAUUAAGUGUUUCAAGAGUGAUAUAGCAAAUUGAUUUCUAAUUUUUAUUGCUAUUGCAACUGAUGUAAAUGAUAGUUUAAGUACUUGUGGGACUUUUAAAAAAUAAAGCACUUUUUCUGAAUAAUUUGAAUUGAUUUUUAAUUUUUUUGUUUAGAAGGUAGUUGAAAAGCUGUAAUAUCCAAAUUCUGCUAGUAAAAAGACUUGUAUUUUGUGCAUUAUUUUUCAGUUAUAAACUUAUAACCAUUUUUAUUUAGCACAUGAUUCACAAACAUUUUCUUAUAUUGGCAGAAUCAGCCAGUUUCAAUACACUAAAUUAAUUUAUUUUCUUUUUGAGUAAAGUGGAUGUCUUUUUCUUAUAAAUGAUAACAUUGAAAUACAUACAAUCUUUGGAUAAAUGGGCUAUUCAUCAGUAAAUAAAAGACUUUCAUUAGGUUGCCAUGCAUAAAUAAUCUGCAGUUUUAUAAUUUUUAAUAUUUUGGGGGAUAAUUUUAAUGCUUUAAUUGUGAAUAGUCAAAUUUAAAUAUUCAGAAAACAGGUUAUACUUAGAGAUGUUGGAAAGGGAAUGCAGAACAAGUGAAUUACAAUAAUAAAUUUUUAAAUGUUUUCAUAAGUAGGUAUGUAGUUUUGGUUUUUCAGUGAGAAAUUUCUAAACCAUGCUUAUCAAAGUUUUAAGAGGUCUUUUAAAAUUAUCUAAAAUUUUUUCUCAGUAUGCUUUUUAGUGUUGAAUGCAUACAUCUGAAAUCUGUAUUUAAUAAUCCAAGAUUAUUUCUACCCACCUAAAUAAGUGUAAAUUUGAUUGUAAAAUU